Messenger RNA from Leptonychotes weddellii (Weddell seal), 933 nucleotides. The record is from RefSeq and is a predicted model, not a curated record. NCBI's taxonomy places the organism in Eukaryota, Metazoa, Chordata, Mammalia, Carnivora, Phocidae.
UGCUUCCAGGUGGGACUGGUGUACAUGUUUAACCUCAUCGUGGGCACAGGUGCGCUCACCAUGCCCAAGGCCUUUGCCACCGCGGGGUGGCUGGUCAGCCUGGUCCUGCUGGUGUUCCUGGGCUUCAUGAGCUUUGUGACGACUACCUUCGUGGUAGAGGCCAUGGCGGCGGCCAACGCUCAGCUCCACUGGAAGAGGAUGGAAAACCACCAGGAGGAGGAAGAUGACGACUCCUCCACGGCCUCUGACAGUGAUGUCCUUGUCCAGGACAACUACGAGCGGGCAGAGAAACGGCCCAUCCUGUCAGUGCAGAGACGUGGAUCUCUGAACCUUUUUGAAAUCACAGACCGGGUGGAAAUGGGACAGAUGGCCUCCAUGUUCUUCAAUAAAGUGGGGGUCAACUUGUUCUAUUUCUGCAUCAUCAUUUACCUGUACGGGGAUUUGGCCAUCUACGCUGCCGCCGUGCCCUUCUCCCUCAUGCAGGUGACCUGCAGUGCCACUGGCAACGAAUCCUGUGGUGUGGAGGCCGACAGCAAGCACAACGACACGGACCCGUGCUGGGGGCCCCUGCGCCGCGUGGACGCCUACCGCAUCUACUUGGUGGCCUCUUCAGAUCAUUAAGGAGGAGGGUUAUACUCCUCCCCCUACCCCUCAGUCAUUCAUGUUCAGAAGAUUGUUCAUCCCUUCUAGAGACUCCCACUGCACCUCUUUCUACCUGCGGUUUCUGAUUUUGCUGGCAGCGAGACUUCACCAAAAGGUGAGGCAAGGUGGCAGGCAGCUUUAAAGCACCCCCAGCCCGUGCACAACCAUCUCCUUGUCUCAGGUAGAUGAUGCACCUUCCCAGCCGGCGUGUUUCGAAGGGCCUUGUAAUAACCAUCUCUUCAUUGCUAUUUUGGGACAGUCCAUUCUGGGGAAUAAAAGUACAGGCUUUUA